AAUGGUCACUGUAAAGCUCUUGUGGCUUAAUACUUUUUUAAUUUAAUGUGGUGAAAUGUUUGGCUUGGCUUCCCACACUGUGGGUUGUAACCCCCUGUGGUGUUGCCAGCCGAAAGUUUUUGGGUGCAAAUGCUCUUGAAGCAGCACUGGAUGCUAUGGAGCUUUUUUCUUCCUGAUGGGGUGCUUGGCCUAACUACCUGAUUUGUCUUGGAGAACUCUGUAGAAAAGUAAUUGCUUUUAGAUUUAAAAACUGUGUGGAAUAAACAAAAUUUGUCAUCCCACUCCCGACAAGCCCUACAUUGACACACCUUUCAGUUUCCUCCCAGUGGCCCACCAGUGCUGUCACAGGUCUCUACCCAACCUGGUCUCGUCUCCCGUCUCCCAUCCCCUUCACCCUUUUCCUGAUCUCUCAAGUCUCGUCUGUUACCUGUACCCACUCUCGAAGGACUGGGAUCAUGGCAAAUUUUCAGCUCCAAAAUGGGGUUUGUGUGAAUAAAUUUGGAAAGCACUAGUUUAUUAGUUUAUUUUCUUAAAUUUCAAAAUAAAAACAACAUUCAUAGCUUUGUGAUCGAUCGUGUUACCAUCCUUAGCAAAGGUUGUAAUUUUUUUCAUUUAAAACACGCUCAAAUUAUUAAAAAUUUUGUUUGAUGUGUUCCCCAUUCCUACAAUGUGACAUUUGCAAACUGGAAAGUUAGCAACUGUUCCGAUAGAAUGAUGAAUACUUUAAUAAUGUGAAUAAUUAUUUGCAAAUUGACCUAUUGUGUGCGUGUCAAUUUGUAGGAAAAAUUGUUCCUAUAUUCUGCUAAAUAAUUAGCGAGUACUUCAGACAAGAUGUUGGGGUUGGUGGGUAGAGGAGAGUGAAGAAUGAGUUCAUACAAUGUGUAGAGUGGGAAGAGUUGACACAUUAAGGAACUUGAUGAAUUAUUCAUUUCAGCUGAAAAGUUGUGAUCAAUCCUCAGGCAAUUACGGAUCACGAUCCCUACACUUGCAGAUACAUUUCGCUGCACAAUAUAGUUGUCAUCUUUUACUGAUUUGUUACAGAAGAUGCUUCAGUUAUGAAACAGUAGUCAGUAAGGUGCACAUAGCUGUUUUGAUUGCAUGUGGAUGGCUUUUUUCUUUUAAAAGAAACAUUACAGAUGUUUGAAAUGUUAACAUUGAUCUUUCUUGAAUUCAAAGGGGAGAAGAAACAGACAACUGGAGGUGGCGAUGAUUCCAAACCAAUUGACAUUUCUCGUUUAGACCUACGUAUUGGACGUAUCAUCACUGCCAAAAAGCACCCUGAUGCUGACUCCCUCUAUGUGGAAGAGGUUGAUAUUGGAGAAGAAAACCCAAGAACUGUUGUCAGUGGACUGGUGAACCACAUGCCAAUAGAGGAGAUGCAGAAUCGACUGGCCAUCAUGCUAUGCAACCUUAAACCAGCUAAGAUGCGGGGAGUUGUCUCACAGGCUAUGGUGAUGUGUGCGAGUUCACCAGAGAAAGUUGAAAUCUUAGACCCACCAAGUGAUGCUGUUCCUGGCGAUAGAGUAACCUUUGAGGGCUACCCUGGUGACCCUGACAAGGAGCUAAAUCCAAAGAAGAAAAUAUGGGAUCAAAUUCAGCCUAACCUCAGCACAAAUGAAGAGUGUGUUGCUACAUACAAAGGGACGCCAUUUGAAGUGAAAGGAAAGGGAGUUUGCAAGGCCCAGACAAUGGCUAAUAGUGGAAUCAAAUAACUUGUAUGUCUGUGCAGUGGCAAUGAAGGUGGAAUAUUGCAAAAAUCACAAUAAAUACUUGAACACAUUAA
This is a messenger RNA of Rhincodon typus (whale shark), 1783 nucleotides long. RefSeq names its product aminoacyl tRNA synthetase complex interacting multifunctional protein 1a. The record is from RefSeq and is a predicted model, not a curated record. Bases 1137 to 1712 code for a protein of 191 amino acids. The transcript has 3 exons. Gene Ontology annotation, molecular function: tRNA binding. NCBI's taxonomy places the organism in Eukaryota, Metazoa, Chordata, Chondrichthyes, Orectolobiformes, Rhincodontidae.